AUGCCUGAAGUUCGGGACCUUUCCGAGGCUCUGCCCGAGAUGUCCAUGGAUCCAAUCACUGGAGUUGGUGUCGUAGCGUCCCGAAGCAGAGCACCAACUGGUUAUGAUGUUGUUUCAACAACAACUGAUGGUUUGGAUGCUGACCUGUGGAAAGAUGGACUUUUUAAGUCUAAAGUUACCCGAUACCUGUGCUUCACCAGAGUAUUCUCAAAGGAAAAUAGCCAUUUAGGAAAUGUUCUUGUUGAUAUGAAGCUGAUCGAUAUAAAGGACACCCUGCCUGUGGGCUUCAUUCCAAUCCAAGAGACUGUUGACACCCAGGAACAGGCAUUCAGGAAGAGGCGACUUUGUAUCAAGUUUAUUCCACGAGACUCUACGGAGGCAGCCAUCUGUGAUAUUCGAAUCCUGGGAAGGUCAAAGCAGGCUCCCCCACAAUACACCUUUAUUGGAGAGCUAAACAACAUGGGUAUCUGGUAUCGUAUGGGUACUGUGCCACGAGCUCGGGACUCCUCUAACACAUCAGCCGUGAAUGACGUCCAGGAUAUGAAUUCUACCUCCACUUCGGGCCCUGUCCCUCCAGUUCCAGUGACUAAGCAUUUUUCCAUGACUCUCCCCGCCACUUUCAGAGGGAAAAACACUACUCGACCAGAUUACGAGCACCAAAACUCCAACCUUUACGCAAUCUCUGCAAUGGAUGGAGUGCCGUUCAUGGUCUCCGAAAAGUUUGCUUGUGCCUCAACAGAAUUGCAGCAGGUGGAUCUCAUUGGCAUUACGAUCAAAACAUUGGCUGAAAUUGAGAAAGAAUAUGAUUACAGUUUUCGCACGGAACACAGCGCUGCAGCACGGCUCCCUCCAAGUCCAACUCGGACAUCCCUGAGCUCUGAGGCCUGA
Nerophis lumbriciformis (worm pipefish) is the source of this 888-nucleotide messenger RNA. NCBI's taxonomy places the organism in Eukaryota, Metazoa, Chordata, Actinopteri, Syngnathiformes, Syngnathidae. The record is from RefSeq and is a predicted model, not a curated record.